Molecule: messenger RNA, 1755 nt
Organism: Penaeus vannamei (Pacific white shrimp)
Lineage: Eukaryota; Metazoa; Arthropoda; Malacostraca; Decapoda; Penaeidae
Source: RefSeq, a predicted model, not a curated record
AUGAAGGCAGGAUACAUUGAAAUUCAGAGUAGCCUGAAUCUUUGGCGAGAUCAAGCACCUCAGGCAAGUAGCUCAGACAGACUGGAGGAACCCGGCAGACAAAGCAUCCAUUUUCUUCCUGAGAUCAAGACGCGGUUCCCAGUCCCUUGCUACAGCCUUUUCAGGUAUUGUUCCCGUAUCAUGGUGCUUGAAGGUUUCACAAUGGGUUUAAUGAGUACAUAUCUUUGGCGACGCCGUUUUAAGGGGACAAAAGUCACAUACUGGCUUAUCACUGGUAUUACACUUGGGUAUAGAAAUGGCAGAAUGCACGAGGCUGGAGGUACAUCGUUACUGAAUACAAACAAUAACACGAAAGAGGUUAUUUACUCGCACAGGUUUACUGGGAGUUCCUUUAAGAUCACAGAAAGAUUUCCACAAGAUCCCUCACUUCCAAGCAGGGAACCCCGUUGCAAUAUUGCAAUUCAGGCCGAGCAGAUACCUCGCCAAGGUCAGAGUUCCGGGCUUUCACCAAAGCUGUUUUCCGGCCAGUGUUCUCAAGCACUUCGGGAGGCACGGAGCACACUUGCCAUGAGCCAGAUAAGCAUCCAGACGGCGGGGGUGACGGUGGAGCAGCUGGACUUCCCGCCCCUGGUGCUGGGCGAGGGACCCUACUGGAUCGAGAGCCUCCAGGCGCUCAUGCUCGCCGACGUCUACAGCAACAUCCUCAGGAGGCGCUUCUUCCCCUCCGGCAGACACCAGGUCCUGCAUCUGGGCGAGACCGGCGGCCCCAACGACUUGGUGACGGCCGCGAUCCCAGUGGAGGACGAGGCCGACCUGUACGUGGCCGUGACGGGGAGGGACCUGUCGUUCCUGCGCUGGACGGCCCGGGACCCCGACGACCACAGCACGACCGCGAAGUCCGUCCACACGACCAGCGACUUCGGCUUCAACGAUGCCAAGUGUGACCCUCGAGGACGACUCUGGGCUGGCACGGUCUCCUUGUUGGACGAAGGCAAAGAGGCGACGGAGGCCAACGCUUCGGCGCUUUACAGGAUGGACAGCAAUCUCGUGGUCACCAAAUGGGCUCCGGUGUUCCUCUCGAACGGCCUGGCCUGGAGUCUGGACCGGAAGAGCUUCUACUUCGUGGACACUCACACUCGCACCAUCGACGCCUUCGACUACGACGACGAGUCCGGAGCCAUCAGUAACCGGCGCCUGCUUCUCGACUACGCCAAGGCCGACCUGAGAGACCAAGUCCCGGAUGGAAUGGCGAUCGACGUCGACGGGAACCUGUGGGUGGCGUCCUUCGGCUCUCAUCAGGUCCUCUGCGUGAACCCCCGCACCGGCAGGAUCCUCCGCCGCGUCGCCAUUCCCGCCAAGAACCCGACUUCGGUGUGCUGGGGAGGACCCGACUACUCCACCCUCUUCGUGACCUCGGGAACCCUCUUCAUGACCCCGGAGGAGGUCGCGGCCAACCCCUCUUCGGGGAGGACCUUUGCCGUGACGGGUCUUGGCACCAAGGGCCUCCCCGCUGCCCGCUUCAGGCUCAAUUCCGAGCAGCUCCGGGCACGACGCGUGGGUGUGUGACGGGCUGUCGGGGUGGGCACUGCCAUGGCAUGGCGGAAAGGCGCUUCGCCAAGAUCACGAUACGAUGAGAAAUAGGAAAUGGCGUCGAAUGCUGUUUAAAAGCCCUGUCACGCCAACACUUUUUUUCCGUAAUUUUUCGCGUUUCCGAAUGAACUUUCCGUAUGAAAAUCAACCAAGACAAAGACAAAG